This is a messenger RNA of Neocloeon triangulifer, 2347 nucleotides long. RefSeq names its product free fatty acid receptor 4-like. The record is from RefSeq and is a predicted model, not a curated record. Bases 332 to 2035 code for a protein of 567 amino acids. The transcript is spliced from 5 exons. Gene Ontology annotation, biological process: G protein-coupled receptor signaling pathway. Lineage: Eukaryota; Metazoa; Arthropoda; Insecta; Ephemeroptera; Baetidae. Gene Ontology annotation, molecular function: peptide binding; neuropeptide Y receptor activity. Gene Ontology annotation, cellular component: neuron projection; membrane.
CUUUUACAAAUGGAAAUGUGUCUAUUGUGAUUCGUGAAACAAAAUUAAAAAAAAAACUUUAAUGCAUAUUUUUGAAUUUUUUAUUAAAGCAUUUUUUUUUUAACUUUUGCAUUGUAGAUUAAACUGUAGAAAAACUAAAAUAAUUUCUCCUUCAUCAUUCACAAUUAAGAUGCCAAGAAUGGAAGUGAAUAUAAAACAAAAUUAAACAUUUAUUUAAUCAUCAUUUAUUCAUCAUGAAAGAUGAGUCUCUCUUGAUAGCAAAUGCGAGCGAUCCAGACAUUUCCUUGCUCGCUGGCAUGAUGAGCCUGGCGAGGAGUGAGUCAGGUUUUGCAUGAGACACACCUGGCGAAUGCGCGCCGCUGACGUCACGCGCGGCGCUGAAUGGGCCGGCGGCGCGCGACUGCCGCGGCCCAUCCAUUCACUCGGCUCGUGGCCCACGGCGGCAGAAGCACUCGCGGCUCCGCUCGGAUCGCACGCACACCCCUUCCUGCCCUAUUCGUCACCCGCAGACCGCAAAAGACACUUUAUUGUGCGGCGAGAGAAAGAAAGACCUCGUCAUGUGCUCGCUCAGUCCGUGUUUGCGAAGGAAGCAGUGGCCGGCGGCACUUCUGCAACUUUGAUAAUUCGCCCGCAAAGAACGGCGAUGCCGAACACGUCGUACCUGUUCGGGAACGACACCGAGUACGGCUGGGGCCCUCGUUACUUCUUCGCGUUCUACAGCGAGUUCGGCGGCGAUGGCCGGCGCACAAUGGCCGUGCUCGAGGCCACGGCCCUGCUGGCCAUCGUGGUCACGUCCGUGCUGGCCAACGCGGCGAUCGCGGCGGCCAUUGUGCGGUACCGCGAGAUGCGCACCGUCACCAACACCUUCCUGCUCAACCUGGCGCUGGCCGACCUGGUCUUCGCCCUCGGCGCGCCCCUCGUCGCCGCCACCAGACUCACGCAGCACUGGACCCUCGGCGAGACGCUCUGCAAGGCCCUGCCCUACUCACAGUUUGUGUGCGGAAGUGUGCUGUUGUGGACGUUGACCCUGAUCAGCAUAGACCGGCACCGGUGCAUCGUGGUUCCGCCGUACCGCUCCCGCCUGACCCCGCAGAGGGCAGGCCUGCUGGUGCUGGCGACCUGGAGCAUGGCCUCCGUCCUCUUCAUCCCCAUGACCUUUUGGUUCCACCAGCAGCAGGUCGGCGACCCGCUCGGCGGACCGGACGUCCUCAUCUGCACCCUCGUGUUUCCGCAGAUGAACGGAUUCACCCUUUCCCUCGCCUUCACCGUCUCCGCCGUCCUCUUUGCCUGCGUCCUUCCCAUGGUCUUACUUGUUUACCACUACCAGCGGAUCUUCCACAAGCUGCUGACGACGCGCAGCCGGUGGAUGGUGCCGGCGAGCAGCUCGCUGGGUCCGCAGGUGGCGGCGGCGGCGUCGGCCGAGCUGGAAAAGGUGCGUCGCGACAGCCAGAUCAGCUUCACGGGCAUCGUGGGUCUGAACAAGACGCUGCGCAAACUGUCCGUCAACAGCCGCAUGGCCGCGCCCAGGGGCUCGGUCUCGAUGACCCAGCACGAGGAGCUGCGCCUCUCCAAGCACCUCAGGGUGGUGCGCGUGUUGCUGCUCAACGUGGUGCUGGUGCUGCUCAUGUGGCUCCCCAUCACCCUCGUCAUGGUGCUCAUCUACAUCGACGGACGACGCUCCACUGCGGCACCACUCUCAGACUACUUCCUCAGGUCGUGUCACUUUGUGUGGGCGCUGAUCCUGGCCCUCCUCAACACGGUGGUCAACCCGCUGUUGUACGGCGUCUUUUCCGAGAACUUCCGCGCCUGCCUGUGCAAGAUGUGGGGCGGCGGGGGCGGCGGGGGCAGCGCCAACGUCACCUGCGACCUGGCCAGGGAGGCCGAGGCCGGCGGCCGCAAGUCCAGCACGGCCAACCGCAACUGCAGCAGCGGCGCCGCCUCCAACAACGCCCUGCCCAAGCCCGCCGCCCCCGGCAGCUCCGCCUCCGACAGGUCGCCCUCGAGUCACAAAAACCUCAACAGGACCAAAUUGUAGAACUAAAAACAUUCCUUUCUCUCAGAGAAUAUAUUAUUCACACGUUUCGUCGAUUGUUGUGAUGCCAAAGAUGGACUCUAUUUUUCUGUGGCGGAAUCUUCGUGUUGCAAAUUUUAAAUCUUCUGUGUGUCUUGUUUGCCGAGACGUGUGUUUUGAGCAAAUUGUGCGUAUAUUUUUUGAUCAUUUGACUGCUGCGAUUAAAAUUUGGAAGAAGAAUGGAACUUGUACAUUUAAACUAUUUAAUGUCUACACUUUUCUCCCGAAUUAUGCAUUUAAUGUGUAUUUUAAUUGUGAAACAAUAAAGUAAAUAAU